Molecule: messenger RNA, 768 nt
Organism: Postia placenta MAD-698-R-SB12
Lineage: Eukaryota; Fungi; Basidiomycota; Agaricomycetes; Polyporales; Adustoporiaceae
Exons: 4
Coding region: 1-768 (255 amino acids)
Molecular function (GO): protein binding; fatty-acyl-CoA binding
Source: RefSeq, a predicted model, not a curated record
AUGUCUGCGUACGAUCCAUCACCAGCUUUCCACCAUGCAGCGAAAUAUCUAUCCAAUGCUCCAGCCCUGACGCCAGUCUCGAACGCGAUCAAUGCAGCCAGAAUCUCUGACGGCCUUGUCCGCUGGGCAUCCCGUCCACAACAGCUCUACGGACUCUUCAAGUUUCUGACUGUUUCGCACUCUCCAAACACCUCUCGUCCCUCGAUCUUCGACUUCACUGGGAGAGCGAAGUGGGAUGCAUGGAACGCAGCAGGGCAAAAAUACGGCGACCGCGGCGUCGACGCAGAAUGCCGCUAUCUGGAUAUAGCAUCAGGGCUGGGAUGGGCGGAGGACAUGUCACUCGAAGAUUUCGAAGACCAGGAAGACGACGAUGACGAUAUAUGGGACAAACCCUCUGAUGCCUCCAAUACACUCAAGAGCGGCGAGGACGGAAUUGGCAACGUCGUGAGCACCAUGAUGCACGACGAAGACGAUGGAAGCAAAAGCCGGAUAAUCAACCUCGUGGUGGACGGGGAUGUACAAGGGGUCGUCUCAUAUCUCGACGGGCAUCCGGACAUGGACGUCAACGAAGUCGACGAAAAUGGAUACACCCCGCUGCACCUAGCGUGCGACAGGGGGAACGCGGAGAUGGUAAAGCUCCUGCUCAGCCGAGGAGCGGACAUGAACAUGAAGGACGCCGACGAACUGACCGCACUAGAAUUGGCGGAGAUCUCUGGUCACGACGAUAUUGUUACAGUCCUGAAGUCCACGAAGAUUAAGCCGGACUGA